Triplophysa dalaica is the source of this 994-nucleotide messenger RNA. It is a transcript of the gene myl12.2, whose product is annotated as myosin, light chain 12, genome duplicate 2. NCBI's taxonomy places the organism in Eukaryota, Metazoa, Chordata, Actinopteri, Cypriniformes, Nemacheilidae. Gene Ontology annotation, cellular component: cytoplasm. Gene Ontology annotation, molecular function: calcium ion binding. Bases 146 to 664 code for a protein of 172 amino acids. The record is from RefSeq and is a predicted model, not a curated record. The transcript is spliced from 4 exons.
GAUAUAUCGAUGGGACUUUCCCAUUGCGGUCAACUUCAUAGGGGUGUUUGGAGCUCCAGCAGUGACUAGCGUGGCAGGCGUUGUUUGAGGUGUCCUGGGUUUUUGUUUCCGGAGGGUAUAGUUGUUACAGCACAGAAGUGUCAAAAUGUCAAGCAAAAGGGCUAAGGGAAAAACCACCAAAAAGCGCCCCCAGCGGGCCACCUCAAAUGUGUUUGCCAUGUUUGACCAGUCACAGAUCCAAGAGUUCAAAGAAGCUUUCAACAUGAUUGAUCAGAAUCGGGAUGGCUUCAUUGAUAAGGAGGAUCUGCAUGAUAUGUUGGCCUCAUUAGGUAAGAACCCUACAGAAGAAUACCUCGAAGCAAUGAUGAAUGAAGCGCCUGGUCCUAUAAAUUUCACAAUGUUUCUCACAAUGUUUGGAGAGAAACUUAAUGGAACGGAUCCUGAGGAUGUUAUUAAAAAUGCCUUUGCUUGUUUCGAUGAAGAGGGCACAGGUUUCAUUCAGGAGGAAUACCUUAGGGAGCUCUUAACCACAAUGGGAGACAGGUUCACAGAUGAAGAAGUAGAUGAGCUGUUCAGAGAGGCUCCUAUUGACAAGAAAGGGAACUUUAACUAUGUGGAAUUCACACGCAUCCUGAAGCACGGUGCUAGAGAGAAAGAUGAUUAGAACAGGGCUGGGCACUACUGACACUAAUGAAAACUACACUGUAAUAUUAUGUGUUUGACUCCUUUUCCAAAAUGGGCUAGUGCAAGGGAAAACCUAAAUCAGCAAGGUGAUAUCAAUUGACAUUACUUUUGGACAUUCUCUUACACAGUCUAAGUAGACUUGUACAUACUUAUAAUACACACGAAAAUUAAUAUGCGAUAAACCUCAAAAUAAAACAAUUCUGUUGUGGGAUGUAAAUGUUGAAAAAUAAAUUCUGAAUAUAUGACGUUAUUGUAUGGAGUUUUAGCUGGAUUCACAUUUUGUAAUUAAUAAACUAUUUGAAAUAAGGUA